AUGAAGGCCUCACCAAUUGCUCCAACGCUGAGUUCUCCAACACUCGUCCCCAACUCUUCCAAGACUUGGCGAUUCUACUUAAUCCUCUUCUCCUUGUCUUUCAUCUGUUUUGUCGCCGCUCUCGAUGGUUCCAUCAUCGCAACCGCUCUCCCGAAAAUUGCCAACGAGCUCUCGGCGACGAACAACUAUGUUUGGAUCGCAAAUUCGUUCCUUGUCGCUCAAACAGUGAUUCAGCCACUUUGCGCUCAGCUCUGCAACAUUUUUGGACGUCGUAUGCCGAUGCUCAUUUCCAUUUCUGUUUUCGCGCUCGGAAGUGGAAUAGCAGGUCGCACCGUUCAAGGGUUAGGAUCUGGGGGCAUCAUGAUGCUCGUCGAGCUGAUUAUAUGUGAUCUUGUCCCUUUGAGGGAGAGGGGGAAAUACCUUGACAUGGUUCUUUCGUCGAGCGCUGUUGCUGCAAUCCUGGGUCCGGUAGUAGGUGGAGCUCUUUCACUUGCAAAUUGGAGGUGGAUCUUCUAUCUGAAUAUUCCAAUUUCUGGGAUCACUCUUGCCGUCAUGUCAAUAUUCCUUCGCCUUCGCCACGAAAGAGAGCCUACUUGGAUGCGAGCACUCUCGAGAGUUGACUGGGUGGGAAACAUAAUCUUUGUGGCGUCUUUAUGCUCUCUUUUGAUUGGCCUUGUGUUCGGAGGGUUAGUCUAUGCUUGGUCUUCUUGGAAAGUUAUAUUGCCAAUAGUGGUUGGGGUACUAGGUUGGAUCGGAUUCCACAUAUACGAGUGGAGACCGCCGGCAUUUUGCAAAGAGGUCUCUAUACCGCCGCGAAUCUUUGCUACGCGAACUUCCGCCGCAGGCUUCUACAUCGAUUUUAUAUCUUCGGUACUUCUACAAUGGGCUCUCAAAGGAGCCUUUUCUCUUCGUGCAGGCAUCGACUUUAUUCCCUAUGAAGCAUUCCUCAUCGUGACAGCAGCCGUGGCAGGUUGGAUACUGUCAAAAUUUGGUCACUAUCGACCACUCCAUCUACUCGGAUUUUGCCUCAGUAUUCUUGGCCCUGGACUAAACAUCUCUCUGUCGAGCAGUACUCCAAAGGCUGUAUGGGUCGUUUUCCAGAUGAUUGACGCUAUUGGGCGCGCCCUACUUUUACCUACAGUCCUACCUGCGAUUAUGGCUUCUUUACCCGACUCGGAUGUAGCCGUAGCAACAGGAAUGUACUCCUUUCUACGGAGCUUUGGAUUUGUUUGGGGUAUCACCAUUCCUGGUAUCAUUUUCAACAGCCAAUUUGACCGAUACUUGAAGAAUGUCAGCGACGCCACAGUUCGUCAACAACUCGGCAGUGGACGGGCAUAUCAACUUGUCAGUAGUGAUUACAUCCGUUCUCUGGAUCCGAUCGUACAGCAAGAAGUGAUCUCUGUUUACCGGAGGGCGUUGAGACCUGUCUGGAUUGGAGCAGUGGCUUUUGGAUUUACAGGCCUUAUCACAGUAUUCGUAGAGAAGCACAUAGCCCUCCGAACAGAAUUAGAUACUGAAUAUGGAAUAGAAGGAGAAAUAAGCGGAAAAGACGAGGAGAAGCUAGCUGACAAACCUGAAGUUAGGGGCGGGGGAAAAUAGAAAUAGAG
Mollisia scopiformis is the source of this 1607-nucleotide messenger RNA. RefSeq names its product MFS general substrate transporter. The record is from RefSeq and is a predicted model, not a curated record. Gene Ontology annotation, biological process: transmembrane transport. The coding region runs from base 1 to 1599 and encodes 532 amino acids. Gene Ontology annotation, molecular function: transmembrane transporter activity. Lineage: Eukaryota; Fungi; Ascomycota; Leotiomycetes; Helotiales; Mollisiaceae. The transcript is spliced from 3 exons.